AUGGACAAACGCGAGGCCAGCCCCGACUCGCUGGCCGGGCCGAUUGAAUUCGUCUAUCUCGAACUCGACACGCCGCUGCCCACGCCGCAGAUCACUCUGCCUCCAGGGCCCGGCCAGUCACCGCCGCCUGAGGCGCCUAGCCUUGAGAAAUACACCUCGCCGUUUCUGUGGCCGCGAUGGCGCAAGUCGCUCAUGACUUGGAUCUCGUGCGCUGUCACUGCCUUGGCUGGGUAUUCGGCUGGCGAGGUGAGCCCGGCGGCAGAUGAAUUGACGAAUGAGUGGGGGAUCAGUGCUGUUGUGUACAAUCUCAGCAUCACGAUGUUCUGUGUGGGAUUCGCUUUGGCGCCGAUGGUGCUGGCGCCUUUCUCGGAGAUCAAUGGACGCAGGCCGAUUUUCAUUGCUAGCGGGGUCCUGUUUGUCGCAUGUCUGGUGGCAUGCGGUGGAACUCAUUCCUUCGCCGGUCUGCUUGUCGCACGGCUUUUUCAAGGUGUCGGUGGAUCAACCUUCUCAACCAUGGUCGGCGGUGUCAUCAGUGACAUCUACCACGCGCAAGACCGCAACACCCCCAUGGCACUCUUUUCCGCAUCUGCGCUCUUCGGAACUGGCCUUGCGCCUAUGCUGGCCGGCGUGAUCGUCACCCACACCACCUGGCGGUGGGUGUACUAUUCGCAUGCCAUUGUCUCCGCUGCCUUUGUUAUUAUUAUUUUCCUUUUCUUCAAGGAAACCCGCGGCAGUGUCCUCCUCAGCCGCAAGGCCAGGGCACUGAAUGUCUACUACGAGAAGCUCGAGGCAGCAGGCCACUGCGGGGUUCUAAUGGCGGGCGAGGAGGCAACUGAGGAGAAGUCCGUGCGACGUAUUCGGUGGAAGGUGAAGAGCGACGAGCAGCGAGCUUCGCUGAUCAAGAUGAUCCAGAUCUCGCUGUAUCGACCAUUCCACAUGCUCCUCACCGAGCCCGUCGUCUUCUUCUUCUCCCUCUGGGUCUCCUUCAGCUGGGCCGUCCUCUACCUCCAAUUCGGCUCCGUGCCGCUCGUCUUCCGCACACACCAUGGCUUCACCAUCGAACAGUCCGGCGCCGUCUUCACCGCCAUGUGCGUCGGCGUCAUCCUGAUUACUCUGAUCAGCAUCUGGCAGGAACGCAUCGCCCUGCGUCUCGGCAAGCUGUCCUCGUCCGCCGAGGCCCGGCUGUACUUCGUUUGCGUCGAGUCCGUGCUGUUGCCCGUGGGCCUGUUUUGGUUCGGUUGGACCUCCUACCCGUCCAUUCACUGGAUCGUGCCCUCCAUGGCGGUCGGGUGUGCGACUAUGGGCAUUUUCUCGAUUUAUUUGGCGACGUUCAAUUACCUUGCUGAUACGUAUCAUCGCUAUGCGAGUUCGGCUAUUGCGGCGCAGUCUUGCUGUCGGAAUCUGCUCGGUGGUGUCUUUCCGUUGGUCACCAACGCCAUGUUCACCAACCUCACGUACCCAGGCGCAUCGAGUCUGCUGGGAGGAAUUGGUGCUCUUCUCACCCUCGUCCCCUGGGUGCUGGCCUUUUACGGGCCGAAGAUUCGGGCCAAGAGCAAGUUGGCAAGCGAACUGGCCCGUUGA
This is a messenger RNA of Penicillium alfredii, 1581 nucleotides long. RefSeq names its product Major facilitator superfamily domain general substrate transporter. The record is from RefSeq and is a predicted model, not a curated record. The transcript has 7 exons. Bases 1 to 1581 code for a protein of 526 amino acids. Lineage: Eukaryota; Fungi; Ascomycota; Eurotiomycetes; Eurotiales; Aspergillaceae. Gene Ontology annotation, biological process: transmembrane transport. Gene Ontology annotation, molecular function: transmembrane transporter activity.